Molecule: messenger RNA, 889 nt
Organism: Durusdinium trenchii
Lineage: Eukaryota; Dinophyceae; Suessiales; Symbiodiniaceae
Source: the annotation of a GenBank genome assembly
GGCAUCAUAUCACCUGGGGAUUCUUCCCAUCACCGCGGCGUUCCAACCUUGGCGACCUCAUCACUGCCACCCAGCUCCACCAUGACCACCACAGGCGGUGGCGUCAAACGUUGGACCAGUUGCUGAAGACCAAGCAGACUGAGGGGUCGCACAAACUGGCCUCGUUUUGCCAGGUGGUGCAGGCUGGCAACAUGCAUCCACAGUCUGAUGUUCUCCUAAUCAUGGGCGUGUGGAAUUCGGCAGCCUUCCGCGCCACCAACGGCAUUAUCUUAUCAGAUCUGCAGACCAUCUCUGGAUGCGCAUGCGUUGGCAGAUCCAGCGGCGUUUUUCAAUACAAUGCUGGGCGAACGCACAAUAUCCCCACAAAAAUGUCGCCAGAUCCUGUUGCCAGAGAUGUUGAACCCGACCAGUGAAUCAAUUGACCCAAGAUGGUGUACUUGCUUGAAGACGGUGAGUCCAUGUACGUGUGGAUUGGCACUGGACACCCCAGGCACCUGAUGUGUGAUUGGAACAUGUGAUGAUCCGUUGUCAGAGAAGCUGAGCAACAUUAUCAGGCAAAUGCGGCAAGGUGAGCAACCCCUUCCUGCAGAUUCAGUUGUCAUCCCCUUGGCCGAAUUGGACUCCAUGUCUUGGGAUAUCUUGAAACGUGUUGGAACUGUUAUUAACGACUGAAGAUCACCAGAGUGGUGGAGUUGGGUGUGGUGGAGUUGGGUGAAUCUGACAGAAGUUCUUCCUGCGCGAGCCGGCUAUCAUUUGCGUUUGUGGCCGUAGUGGCAAACGGCGCAGUCGUUACAUGGGGUGAAUCAGAUUCCCAUGGUGACUCUUCUCAGGUCCAGGAGCAGUUCUUGAGCCUUUAGCAACGUUUCACAGUCUCAAAUCGGCUCCCCGC